Molecule: messenger RNA, 1161 nt
Organism: Rosa chinensis
Lineage: Eukaryota; Viridiplantae; Streptophyta; Magnoliopsida; Rosales; Rosaceae
Product: shikimate kinase 3, chloroplastic
Exons: 9
Coding region: 35-1000 (321 amino acids)
Cellular component (GO): chloroplast
Molecular function (GO): shikimate kinase activity
Source: RefSeq, a predicted model, not a curated record
CCUUCACCUCAAACUCAGCACACCAAAUCUCCGUAUGACCGUAUCUUUCCCAUUUCCAUUGGUUUCCCACAGAACAACUAAAUUCUCCCCCACAUUCGCCAUUGUUGCGCACAAGAACUUCGGCAGCUUCUUCUCCAUUCCUUUCAGCUCCUUUCGCAUUCGAUUUUUUUGCACCAAACCCUCUGAUCUUCCCCAGAUAAUCAUAGCAAUACAGCAUCCCAUGCACCACACAAGCCCUCCCUCUCCACCCCAUGUCCAUCCUCUUCUCCACCCCCUCCCAAACCCGGCUUCAAAUAUUACUUUUGUAGGUUCAUCAGUGGAAUCUGGAAACUUUUAUGCUCAUUUUGAUGAAUCUCUUGUUCUGAAGAGUAAGUCCCAAGAUAUUGAGCCAUACUUAAACGGGCGCUGUAUAUAUUUUGUUGGUAUGAUGGGCUCUGGGAAAACAACUGUUGGCAACAUUUUGUCACAGGCACUUAAUUAUUCAUUUAUUGAUAGUGAUACAUUCGUGGAGCAUGAGGCAGGUGGAAAAUCUGUAGCUGAAAUUUUCAAACUCUAUGGAGAGGGUUUCUUUAGAGACAAGGAGACCGAGGCCCUACGAAAACUGUCUAUGAUGCAACGUCAUGUUGUCUCUACCGGCGGAGGUGCAGUAGUUCGGCCGGUCAACUGGAAAUGUAUGCAGAAGGGGAUUAGUGUAUGGUUAGAUGUACCCUUGGAAGCCUUGGCCCAGAGAAUUGCAGACGUGGGAACUGGUUCUCGUCCCCUUUUGCAUCAAGGGCCCGGGGAUGCGUACAGUAAAACAUUUAUGCGUCUAUCUAGUCUUUUCAAAGAGAGAGGUGAUGCAUAUGCCAAUGCCAAUGCUCGGGUUUCUUUGCAAAAUAUUGCAGCCAAAAUGGGUUAUAGGGAUGUAUCCAAUCUCUCGCCUACAUCUAUUGCUCUUGAGGCACUUCAACAAAUUGAAUGCUUUCUGGAGGAAGAGAGAGGCCGUGCCUGUGUAUUCUAAGUUGUCAAACUUCCAUGCUGCAUACUUGUGGUAUUUCUCGAUUAAUUAUUUUUCCUUUUAUCUUCUCUGUAAAAUGUGCCAUGUUUCGAUUUUUAGUACGGAAACAUGGCACAGUAUGUGUAUUUGUGUUAAUGAGGUCGUGCAUGAAAAAAUUGCAGAAA